AUGUCACGUACGAAACAAAGAGUACAUCCUCCUCCCAACCCACCUGCCAAAUACUGGCCUGCAGACACGCAACACAAAUCAUGUCCAAAUUGUAAACUACCCGCUCCAUGGGUCAGGUUCAGAGAAGUCGUCCCUCCUACCCCAACCUCUGGUCUCUGUACCAUGUGUCAAGAUCCCAAUAGAGAGUUGAGAUAUUGGAUGAAAAUGAGGAAAGCCAUGCGAACAAACAUCCAUAACGCACGUCUCAAGGUGAUAGCCGCUAAUGCUGGUAGAGAAAUAUUCCCUAUUCAAGCAGGUUCAUCAGGAUCAAGCAUUUCUAAUAAUUCACAAUUAAACACUGUUCAACCUCCAACUGGAUUAAGAAUGCCUCCACCUCAUAUCCUUCCCCCUGAACUACCACCUACGUUGACCAUGAACCAAAUGAAUAUGAUCCCCCCGGCUUUGAGACCUCAUUUGAAUUAUCAGCCUCCGAUAGGGUCGAAUGAUACUUCAGACCGUCCACUUGACGUCCCUCAUGUAGCUCAGGUUUUGCGUCAGAUGAUGGAACCUCUGAGAUCCAUGUCAUGGUUGAAACUCAACUACCGUUUCUCAGUCGGUGCACAUUUACCACAAUUAUCUAUCUACAAUCAUUAUCUCUCUUUCCUCCUAUAUGAAACUCAAUCGCAACAACCACAACAACAGUCCAACCCCAACCCUCAAGUCACUCCCCCCAUCCCUCAGGCGAUAUCAGGAGUACACUUCGUAAAGCUCAUCAGUCAGAUUUGGCCAGGGACGGCGUUGUUAAGGGAGAAUUUCACAGUGUUGGGGUUGGAAAGGAUUGAUGGUGAAGGUGUAGUCGGGGCUGGUGUAGGGGAAGGAAUCAAUGGAGGUGAUCCAAGUGUGAUCUUGGGUAAUGUCCCACAAGGGAUGAACACCAACAUGACCAUGGGGGUGAGUACGAUGAACGUACCUGGGAAUGGGAUGCCGAAUGGGAUACAAGGAUCGAGCAGAAGUUCUCCUGUCGGGGUGAACGGAAUAGGUGGAAGUAAUGGUGAGCAAGGUGGAAGAGGGAGUAAGUCUGUGCCGAUGAAGAGGGGUAGUUCGUCGACUUUCAUUACACCUGACCAAUCAACACCUACGAAACAAAUCCCCAUCAUCCGACCACCGAAGUUUAUAGUACCAAAAGGUACCAUCCAUCUUUCCUCGCCUAGACCGUAA
Tremella mesenterica DSM 1558 is the source of this 1197-nucleotide messenger RNA. RefSeq lists its product as uncharacterized. The transcript is spliced from 5 exons. Lineage: Eukaryota; Fungi; Basidiomycota; Tremellomycetes; Tremellales; Tremellaceae. Bases 1 to 1197 code for a protein of 398 amino acids. The record is from RefSeq and is a predicted model, not a curated record.